UUGGCGCGCCACCUCUUAGCCGGUCAGUCUGUGUCCUGUCGACAAUCCUCAAACAUUUUUCCAAGGAAGGAGUUCGGACUGUCAUCAUGCUACCGCUUUAUGGCUUUCUCGUGCUGAUUUAUCACACCUCGGCUGGCCUCACUGCGCCGGCGACCUACGAUCAACGUCAGACCGGCGAUCUGAACGUCCAGGUCCACCUGAAAGACGUGCAUGUCCUUGCACUGCUGGAUAAGGAGUUGCUUGACGAUUACACGGACUACGACUACUUUUAUGAUUACCCCGAUUUCACGGUAAAACCCAGUGAAGUACCGGUCAAACCUACGCCGGCUUCGGAGACAAGUUCACCGUCUUCGGACACCACAGUCGAGCCUGACACUGUGGAAUUGGCCGAUUCUGAUCAGAAUUCUACGUCAUCCUUGUCCAGUGUAUCUCCGGUUUUGAACUCCACUGAAAGUACGUCAGCAAUGGGCAGUGAAAAGUCUAACGAGUCGACAACGGAGAAAACAGGCGACAAUAUCAGCGAGAACGUGAAAACUAGGAACAUGCUUCCAUACUACAACAGUGGAGGGCAACACUCGGAACUAUCUUCCCAAGGAAACUCGGCUAAACUGAUGCGAAAGAGGUGCAGAUCUGGGUAUUCACCCGAUGGUAAAGGUCGUUGCCGUCGGUCGAGUCAACGACGAUUGUCUCUCAUACCAAUAGCGAUGAAGCUCGGUCCAAAAUUUCUGAACGAUCUGACGCGCAAUACGAAGAAUCAGCCGUAAUAGGAAGUCCGUCGGGUGCAACCGAACUAAAACGUGUUACGAAUACUCGAUAAGAACCGUAACGGAGACCUGCGCAAUUUCACAAGAUGUAUUUCUGUUCUCUGUCGUUUUGCGUUCAGUUAUAUGCGAGUUCAACGUUCCCAUGCCUUUAUUCACGCCGCAUUUUCAUUCGCCCGUAGUCCUUAUAGUUUUGUAUAGUUUCAUAUAGUUUUAUACAAUUUUAUAGUUUUAUAUAGUUUUACAUAUUUUUAUCCAGUUUUAUCCAGUUUUGUAUAGUUUUACAUAGUUUUUUAUAGUUUUAUAUAAUAUUACACCUGUUUAUAUAGUUUUAAUAGUUUUAAUAGCUUUACAUAGUUUUAUAUAGUUUUAUAUAGUUUUAUAUAGUUUUAUAUAGUUUUAUAUAGUUUUAUAUAGUUUUACACAAUCUGUCCAGACCCUGGUGCGACAGAGCCUUUAAAUUUUUUUUCUGUAACACCAUCUCGUAAUGAAUAAAUGCAUUGUGAAGUUUGACAUGUCAACAAAGUCCACGUACAACUUCAAUUUGCUAGCACCUCUACUUCAUUUGUUAUUGAGGUUACAUUUGACAAUGCUUCGUAGCGCACGUUGAAAAAACUACAUGUAUGCAGCAGAGGGCAAACAUUAAUUUUCGCUUUAAGUUAUGCAAAACAGCAAGCAAAAUGUACGAAAUGAUGAAAGGCGUGUACGGUAGUGAUUGCAUAGAUCGUGCCAACAUUUUUAGAUGGUUAUAAAGUGCGCAUUCAGAAGAGCCGCAUCAAGACAUUGCUCAUCGUUUUCUUCAAUUCGCAAGGAAUUAUCCACAAGGGAUUUAUACCUGAAGGAUAAACAGCAAAUGCAGAAUAUUAUGCCGAUGUUCUAAAUCGCUCAUGGAACAGGAUUCGUUGAGUUCGGUUUCAAUACCAAAAGCAACAGACUUGGUUCCAAUUGCGCGAUAAUGCACCAGCGCACAAAUCCGAGAUUUAAUAGAUUUUUAUUAGUUUAAUAUAUUAAGCUGUUGUCCUAAGUAAUUUAAUUGUUUUAAAUAAUUCAGAUUCUUCUUGUUGUUGUUUCAUAAAUUCUGCAUGUUCUACAGAAUCUAUUGAAUGUACAAUUUCAAUACCACAAGUACGUACUAUACCAACAAGCAUUUGACAAAUUUGUUGUAAAGUCAUUAAUGCUAAGGAUGGAUCAGUUCCUUGUUCCCACCAACAAAUUGAUACCAUUGAAUAUUUUAUAUGAUUA
Molecule: messenger RNA, 2003 nt
Organism: Nomia melanderi (Alkali bee)
Lineage: Eukaryota; Metazoa; Arthropoda; Insecta; Hymenoptera; Halictidae
Source: RefSeq, a predicted model, not a curated record